CAUAUUUGGAGUUGGUGGGCAGACCCAAGUCAUGAUGCAAGCUUGCAGUAGCAAGUGUGCAAUGAAGCACACCCAGAUUAUGUGAAUGGAAGGUGACCGGGAGCCUCUCCAGAGCAGCCCUUCCUCCGCACGAGGGCUGAAAGCUCCAGGGGAAAGAAGACACAGCUCCUCCAGCAAGCCUUCUUGGGCCGCUCCUCCCACGUCAGUAUUUCCCUUCUUCCCUUCUCUGUCCAAAAGCAAAGGAGGCAGCGGAAGUGGAAGCAGCCGUUCUUCCAGUGGAGGUGCUGGAGGCGCAUCCUCAUUAAGUUCCAAGUUGCUGAAAUCACCCAAAGAGAAACUGCACCUCAGGGGGAACACCAGGCCCAUGCAGCCCAUUCAACAAAGUAGAGUCCCCCAUGGUAGAAUCAUGACGCCUUCUGUCAAAGUGGAGAAGAUGCACCCGAAGAUGGACGGCACACUACUGAAAUCUGCGGUGGGGCCCGCCUGUCCUGCUACUGUGAGUUCCUCAGCGAAGCCUGGCCUUAACUGCCCCUCAAUACCAAAGCCACCCUUGCCUUCACCUGGACAGAUUCUGAAUGGCAAAGGGCUUCCCGCACCAUCCACUCUGGAAAAAAAGUCUGAAGAUAAUUCCAAUAACAGGAAAUUUUUAAAUAAGAGAUUAUCAGAAAGAGAGUUUGAUCCUGACAUACACUGUGGGGUCAUCGAUCUCGACACCAAGAAGCCCUGCACCCGGUCUUUGACAUGCAAGACACAUUCCUUAACUCAGCGGAGGGCUGUCCAGGGUAGAAGAAAACGAUUUGAUGUGUUAUUAGCCGAGCACAAAAACAAAACCAGGGAAAAGGAAUCGAUUCGCCAUCCGGACUCUCAGCAACCAACGCAGCCUCUCAGGGACCCGCAUCCCGCCCCUCCUAGACCUUCACAGGAACCACACCAAAACUCUCAUGGAGUGAUUCCUCCUGAAUCAAAGCCUUUCGUAGCUAGUAAACCUAAACCUCACACCCCCAGUCUUCCAAGGCCUCCAGGCUGCCCUGCACAGCAAGGUGGGAGUGCCCCCGUCGACCCUCCUCCAGUCCAUGAAUCUCCACACCCUCCCCUGCCUGCCACUGAGCCAGCUUCUCGGUUAUCCAGUGAGGAGGGAGAAGGCGAUGACAAAGAAGAGUCUGUUGAAAAACUGGACUGUCAUUAUUCAGGUCAUCAUCCUCAGCCAGCAUCUUUUUGCACAUUCGGGAGCCGGCAGAUUGGAAGAGGCUAUUACGUGUUUGACUCGAGGUGGAACCGGGUUCGCUGCGCCCUCAACCUCAUGGUGGAGAAGCAUCUGAACGCGCAGCUGUGGAAGAAGAUCCCGCCAGUGCCCAGCACCACAGCACCCGCCUCCACACGCGUUCCUCACCGGCCAAACGCGGUGCCCACGUCGCAGUGCGGGGUCAGCUACCUGACGGCAGCCACCGUGUCUACGUCCCCAGUCCUGCUCUCGUCCACCUGCAUCUCCCCAAACGGCAAAUCGGUACCAGCUCAUGGAACCACACUAAAUGCACAGCCCGCCGCCUCCGGGGCACUGGACCCUGUGUGCAGUAUGCAAUCCAGACAAGUGUCCUCUUCGUCCUCGUCCCCCUCCACCCCCUCGGGCCUGUCCUCCGUGCCCUCCUCCCCGAUGUCCAGGAAACCUCAGAAGCUGAAAUCCAGCAAGUCUUUAAGGCCCAAGGAGCCUUCUGGUAACAGCACUAACUGUCACAACGCCAGUAGCAGUACCAGUGGCGGCUCAGGAAAGAAACGCAAAAAUAGCUCCCCACUGUUAGUUCACUCUUCCUCCUCCUCCUCCUCCUCUUCCUCUUCUUCUCAUUCCAUGGAGACUUUUAGGAAGAACUGUAUGGCGCACUCGGGGCCUCCCUACCCCUCAGCGGUAGCGUCUUCCCACGGCAUCGGCCUCAACUGCGUGGUUACUAAGGCGAACUCGGUGAGCGUCCGGCACGAGCAGUCAGGGAGGGGCCCCCCCGGGGGGAGCCCCGCUGAGUCCAUCAAGAGGAUGAGUGUGAUGGUGAACAGCGGCGACUCCACGCUGUCUCUGGGCCCGUUCAUUCACCAGUCCAGCGAGCUGCCCGUCAACUCCCACGGCGGCUACUCACACUCUCACACUCCUCUGGACAGACUCAUAGGGAAGAAAAGAAAGUGCUCGCCCGGCGCAGGCAAUGUCAACAACAGCAGCAGCAAGCCCACAAAGGUCGCCAAACUGCCAGCCAUGAACAACGUGCACAUGAAACACGCGGGCGCCGGCCCGGGGGCACAAGGCCUGACGAACAGUUCCCUCCUCCAUCAGCCAAAGGCACGUCCCUGACAGCUGAAAAUAGCGCGGGGAGGAAUAAUCUGGACACUUUUGACGACAAGUUACACCUCCACUCAGCACUAUGGACUCCACGAUGCCUUUGAGUCUGUUUUCCCAACCUCCUGUGGGCCUCGAGGGUAGAAAUCUGCCGGGCUGUUGUUGUAACGAGGAUUUCCCUGAAGCUAUGUCAGUAGCAGUGAGUACUCAUAAAGGACACUGGAUCAAGUUCAGCCACCGAAAUUGCUUUUAUCAGUGUUAAAGUGGUCUGGACUGCUUGCUACGAAUCUGUGAGAAGUUUUUGCUUUGUUUUUUUAACUUGCAGCAAAUCAUGGAGCCACUCGAGUAGAUUGGCCGGGGCCGGGGGAGAAUGUCAUGGCAAGAGCAUUAGUGUAGACUUUCCUCCCUCCCUCCUCUCCCGUCCCAGGUCCUCUUCUUACACUGUCUUCUGUAGGUCACUCUCCAGCAGUUAGGCGUGCCCGCUGGAGGCGCCUUCCGGGGAAGGGCAGAGCUGCCCCCCGCGGCCCCCGGAGAAGGGCUCUGUUGUCCGGUUCUUAGAGCCACGUUCCAGGAAUGGAAUACGGACAUUCAGUUGCGAGGCGCCAGGACACAAUAGCCUGUAUUUCCCCCCAGCCUUUUGCAGGUGAUUUGCGAUAAGAAGCUGUUAAAAGUUUCUAACUUACAAACUGGUUUAAAGCCAUUGACGCCCAGAGAGCAAGUAUACAACAUUUUAGAGGCUUACUUUUCAUGGUACAAAAGCAAUCCUAUGUUUAAUUUUUUUUUUUUAAAGAAAAUGCAAAUGCAAACUAGUUUUGAUAAUGGAAAGCCAAAUUUUGGUUGGGGGAAGGGAGGGGUGGAUGAAUUCACUAUGGGGGGAAUGUUUUUCCAAGAUUUCCAAAGAGAUGGAAUUUUUUAUCCUUCAAGUUUUCGUGUUAAACAGCACGGCAGAUUGGGCUGGCUGUCGUGCCUGGUCUCCUGUUUUUUAAAAAAAAAAAUUGCCUUUGUAAGUGAAAUAAUUAGGAUGCAGCAGAAACCGUCAUUCACUAAGUCAUUAAUCUACUUAAAUGUUUCCAGGACACUCUGUGCUUUUCCCUCGGUCUCUGUGGAUACUGUCCUGGGACUCAGUGUGAGUUCCUGUGUCGAGCGUCGAGCGCUCCCCGUACUGUGUGUGUGUCUGCACUGCCCGUGCUCGCCACGUGUUCAUUGGGAUGCCCGUGGGUGGGGGGCCGGCGCCCAGCGAGGGGAGCAGGCAGAUGUGUACGCGUGCCCGUGCACAGAUGCUGUGACGCGUCACCGUGUCUCCCCAACAAGCCCUCGGUGCUGGGAGGGGAUUACCACCCGCCAUCUUCCUGAGAGAGCUCUGGAGGCUCUCGGGGUUGGUUAUUCAUUUAGUUUUGUGGAACACCCCAUCCCAAAAGUCAGAGCUUAAUAUGUUGAAAUGUCAUUGCUUGAUAAGGUGUCCGUGAAUUUGGGGGAUGAGCUGGGGCAUUUUAACUGGUGAUUCCACUCUCACAGCACCUGAAAGCAGAGCCCAGGCGCUUGCACUGCAGAAGAACACGCAGAGUUGCCGGACACCAGCGGGUAGAUUUCCCCCGGGCUCGGAUCACUGUUCUGGGUGGGGCCUGGGCAGAGCCAAGCAGUGCAUCCUUUUUUUCCCCCCUAUAGAUCUUGGGUUACAAACUUCAGUUUCAGGGAAUUUCAAGUCAACAGCAAGUAGAAUGAAUAAAUACUUGGUUACCAGCCUAAUAAUGUGAAUUGCUACAGAAUUUCUCUUAGUAUGUAAGACAACAAAACUUUAUGCAGAUACUUUAGCUAUAAAUUGAUGUAAAAUAUUGAUUUUUUUUAAAAGGAAGGGGAGAAGAGUAUCUUGUUCACUUAUUAUGCAAUCAGUAAAUAUUUUAAAAAAUGAUACUAUAGGAGAGCUUAUUAAAGAGAGCGCACGGAUGGGCCAGUUCGGUGCAGUUAGGAGAAAUCAGUAUGGUUGCUCCAUCCCAGCGGAGGGAGAGAAUGGAAGUAAAAGGGAAUCAGAAUGGACUUAGUUGAUUCCUUGGUGACAAGUGCAAUGGGGUAUGGGUAGAAUUUAUUUUCAGAGCCAAGGGGACUUGAUGGAUAUAAAUAAAGUUGCUUCUAGCAAUGGAAUUUAUAGACAGAUCACGUUCCGAAAGAUGUGAAUAGGACCCAUGAUAGCAAGUUGAUUCAGAAUUAUGUAGAUACUUAGAUAAGGGAGUGUUGAUCAUUUGAUUUCUUAGACUGAGGUUUUAAUUGAAUAUCAUUAUGUCUCCCGGUAGUACACAGAUGAUCGGGAUUAGGAAAUUAGCCAUUUUGGAUUCUGCCUGCCACAAACAGACCUAUUCUAAACAGUGCUAUUAAAUUUUAGACUGUUCAAAUAUUUUAUUUUCUCCUACAACUACUUUUUAUUAUAACGAACAAUUAAGACCAUUUAAAACACGGGAGUACAAGUAUUUUUUUGAAUUAAAUUAACUUGCAAAAACCAAAUUUGCAGUGGUUGGGUUGUUUCUAGACAGACUUUGGUAUCAAUUUAAAACCAAGAUAAUUUUUAUAUUCUUUCCAAUAGAAUUUCGUGACAACUCCUGCAGUUUUCUUAACCUACAAAAAAAAAAAAUGUGCUGCAAUGAUGAACAAAGAAUUCUACAAAACCUACUUUUGUAUCUUUAUUUUGGAAUUUCUUGUUCUAUUAUAAAUAUGGAAGUAUCCCUAUUUCAGAAGACAUAUUUUGUUAAGAAUGAAUUGUACAUAUUUAAAUAUGUAUUUUUGCACAGGUCUUUUUUUCUGAUAUCCUGUUUUGGUACAAUUGAGAUCAUCUAGUAUUUAUUUAUUAAUUAAUAAAAGUAAAUACCUUUUUAUAAUUUGAAGUGGUUCACUGCCAAGCCAAUAGUUCUAGAACCUGCUUCCUUUACAGUUUAAGGGUUGCCUCUGUUCUGUGAAAGUCUUUGUGUCCCUUUCCGUGUCCCGGGAGUGGAUUCGUUCGGAGCGGGCAUUGCUUCUCUCUAGCUGCCUGAUUUCCCGAUAGACUACAUGUAACCAAGUGACACACUGCUUCUCUUCUGUUGGUGUUUUGCGUGUGAACGUGUGCGCGCGUGCCUGUGCGUGUGUCUGUGUAACUCUGAGCACAUGUGUGUUAGUAUGUGAUGUGGUUUCAAACUAAUGGAAAAAGUGCCUGAACCUAGUUUUAAGCUUCGACAGAUUCUUUAAAAAGACUUGAAUGUUCAGUUGAAACUUUUGGAGUUUGCUUUUUCCACCUAAAUAUUGUUUCUAAAAUUUUAGGGGAGGGGUUGAAGAACCACCCAUGCUGGUAAUUUUAUAAGGUGUUUUAACAUUAAGGCCUUUUGGUUCACAGUAACUCACCUGGGGACGGAGUGCCCGGUGGCACCAAGGGUUACCGGUCUUUAUGGUCAGCCAGCAGCGUACACAGUAUGUCCGUUUCGUUCUCCGCUCAUGAAAUACAGAGUUUAGAAGAGAAUAUUUAAACUAUUUUAUAUUCCAAAAAUAUAAUACAAAGUACCUCUGAGAACAUUGAAAAAUGUAUAAUUUGAGAAAUGUAACUUAUAAAGGCAGCUGUCUUCCUGCGAGAGUUCUGUUGCCAAGGAAUUUCUCACUGUCUCCUUAUGUCCGGGGCGGGGACGGGGUGGGGGGUGGGGGGCUCUGGAAAUGAUUGUGAAAUGUUUCAUUGUUUAACAGAAAAUAAUCAUUUUUACAUUUUGUGCAAAAACAUUUUACAUUUUCAGAUCAUUUAAAUGAGCACUACAUACUGUCGGUGUGAAUGUAGGGCCUUGAAAAGCAUUUUGCCGUUUGUUUUUCUUUUUUUUUUUUUUUUGAGCUUGGUUAUAAAAAGCAAUCUCCUGUGUUGAAAUGUGUGAAUAGUGUGAUAAUUUGUACA
Molecule: messenger RNA, 6215 nt
Organism: Hyaena hyaena (striped hyena)
Lineage: Eukaryota; Metazoa; Chordata; Mammalia; Carnivora; Hyaenidae
Gene: ATXN7
Product: ataxin 7
Exons: 9
Coding region: 86-2332 (748 amino acids)
Source: RefSeq, a predicted model, not a curated record